This is a messenger RNA of Camellia sinensis, 1627 nucleotides long. RefSeq lists its product as uncharacterized. Gene Ontology annotation, cellular component: plasma membrane. Gene Ontology annotation, molecular function: electron transfer activity. Lineage: Eukaryota; Viridiplantae; Streptophyta; Magnoliopsida; Ericales; Theaceae. The record is from RefSeq and is a predicted model, not a curated record.
UUCUCUCCCAAUCCCCUCACCUCCCAUUUCUCUCUCUCUCUCUCUCUCUCUCUCUCUCUAUAUAUAUAUAUAUAUAGCAACUAAAUAAGUCUGGUUUCAUUGCUCCGCAACACUUGAUAUAUCAGAUAUGGGUUCAGUUUUGAUGUUGGUGUUGGUGUUAUUUGGAGGGUUAAUGGGGUUGUUGGAGGCUUAUCAGUUCAACGUUGGUGGGAAAGAUGGGUGGGUCUUAAACCCUUCUGAGAAUUAUAAUCACUGGGCUGGAAGACUCAGGUUUCAAGUUGAUGACACUCUCUUUUUCAAAUACAAGAAAGGAUCAAACUCAGUUUUGGUAGUAACCAAACAAGAUUACGACCAGUGCAAUACCCAGAAACCAAUCAUGAAGCUUGACAACGGUGAUUCAGUCCUCAAGUUCGAUCGAUCUGGUCUAUUCUACUUCAUCAGCGGUGUUAAAGCCAACUGUGACAAAGGUCAGAAACUCAUCACCCUCGUUUUAGCAGUAAGAAAGCAACAAAAGUCACCUCCUCCAAUGGCAGCACCUCCGGCACCGGUGGGUCAGACCCCGGCACCGUCCCCUAAGUCGCCCUCACCAAGCUCGUCAACCCCGUCUCUGUCUCCGGCGGUGUCAACUUCACCGGUGGGUCAGACUCCGGCACCUUCCCCCAAGUCACCCUCACCAAGCGGGUCAAUUCCGUCUCCGUCUCCGGUAGUGUCGUAUGCACCGGUGGGUCAGACUCCGGUACCAUCCCCCAAGUCACCCUCACCAAGCUCAUCAACCCCGUCUCCAUCUCCGGUAGUGUCAACUGCACCGGUGGGUCAGACUCCGGCACUUUCCCCCAAGUCUCCCUCGCCAAGCAUGUCAACCCCCUCUUUUUCUCCGGUAGGGUCGCCGGUGGGUCAGACUCCGGUACCAUCCCCCAAGUCAGCCUCACCAAGCUCGUCAACCCCAUCUCCGUCUCCGGCAGUGUCAACUGCACCGGUGGGUCCGACGCCGGCAGUGUCACCUGCUCCGGCGACUGCACCCAUGACCAACGCUCCGGUGCCCUCUCCGACGUCGAAUUUCUCACCAUCAUCAGCACCGGCGAAUGCACCAGUGUCUACGACUCCGGCCAACACGCCGGCAAUGUCUCCUACUACGGCCAAUACACCGUCACUGUCACCAUCUCCGGCGACUGCAUCAACACCGCCAUCACCGCCUCUUGCACCGUCCACAACGAUAACUCCGCCUCCAUCUUCCUCGGCAUUGUCACCGUCGGGAGCCCCCGGUAGUACUCCGGCGAACAAUAGCUCGACGCCGCCGCCUUCAUCGGCACCGGCAUUGACUCCGGGGGUUGUGUUGGUGUCCUCGAUUACACUCGUUUUGAGUGUGUGCAUGGGUAGUUUUAUUGCUGCCCCAUAGGAACAUAAUAUAUGUAUAUUUCAGUUUGUCAUUUACCAGUUUCUUACAUUGACAGGUAAAUUUUUGUUAUUAUUUUUAAUUUUUUGGGGAGAUUUUUUAGAUUAAGUUAAAUAUUUAAUAAAUUUAUGAGUUAUGUAUUUAAUCACUCUCAUAUAGAAGUUUCCUUUGAUGUAAAAUUGAGAGAUGUUACAUACCAUUUAAAUAUUUUAUUAAAAUACUUUACUUUGGAGU